CCGAGCCCCAGCUGGCGCUGCUGGAGGGCUCCCCGCUGCACCGGGAGGCGCUGCAGGCGCGACAGCACCUGCGCGACUCCUGGACCUCCUGCGCGCCCGCCUUCACCUCGCUGCUGGCCGCCUACCCCGACUACUUUCGGCCCGAGUGGUUCAGCUGGGAGGCGUUCCUGUGGGCCGCGGAGCUCUGGUACUCGUACGGCAUACAGGUCCAGUUUUCCGACGGCGUGUUGCGCACCUGCCUGGCCCCGCUGCUGGGCCUCAUGAACCACAGCCCGCUGCCGCACGUGGUGCACUUCAGCAAGGUGGACGGCAAGAGCGGCGGAAUCAGGGUGCGCGCCUUCCGCCCCUGCGCCGCGGGUCGGCAGCUGUUCCUGUCGUACGGCCCCUACCCCAACGCCAAGCUGCUGCUCUUCUACGGAUUCGCGCUCGCGGACAACCCGGCGGAUGAACUGGAGCUGGGGCUGCAGGUGCCUCCCGGUCCCGCCGCUGCGGACCGCCGCGCCCUUCUUGCCUCCGCGGGGCUGUCCCUGGAGCACCG
Molecule: messenger RNA, 538 nt
Organism: Astrephomene gubernaculifera
Lineage: Eukaryota; Viridiplantae; Chlorophyta; Chlorophyceae; Chlamydomonadales; Astrephomenaceae
Source: the annotation of a GenBank genome assembly